AUGGACGCCAGCAACAUCUGCAGCUUCAUGCGUAAGAAUCAAGCCUCUAUUUUAGGACGCGGCUUCCUGGGCCAAAGCUUUGAUGGGCUGAAACACGUGGUGGCUAGCGACGGGGUGCGGGCUAUGAUGGAGUCGGCCCUGACAGCCAGAGACCGCGUGGGCGUGCAGGACUUUGUCCUGCUGGAGAACUACACCAGCGAGGCGGCUUUCAUCGAGAACCUGCGCAAGCGCUUCAAAGAGAGCCUCAUAUAUACUUACAUCGGCUCAGUACUAGUGUCGGUCAACCCGUACAAAGACCUGGAGAUCUACACCAAGAACCACAUGGAGCGCUACCGCGGGGUCAACUUCUACGAGGUGUCCCCACACAUCUACGCGGUGGGAGACAACGCCUACCGCUCCAUGAGGACGGAGAAGAAGGACCAGUGCAUCCUGAUCUCCGGAGAGAGCGGCGCCGGGAAGACGGAGGCCUCCAAGAAGAUCCUGCAGUACUACGCCGUCACCUGUCCGGCCAGCGAGCAGGUGCAGACGGUCAAGGACCGCCUGCUGCAGUCCAACCCGGUCCUGGAGGCCUUUGGCAAUGCCAAGACGUUGCGCAACGACAACUCCAGCCGCUUCGGAAAGUACAUGGACAUUCAGUUCGACUUCAAGGGCGCCCCCGUGGGAGGCCACAUAAUCAACUACCUCCUGGAGAAGUCCCGGGUGGUCCACCAGAAUCACGGGGAGAGGAACUUCCACAUUUUCUACCAGCUGAUCGACGGAGGCGAGGAGGACUUGCUGAGACGGCUCGGCCUGGAGAGGAACCCCCAGCAGUACCAGUACCUGGUCAAAGGUAACUGUCCUAAAGUGAGCUCCAUCAACGACCGCAGUGAUUGGAAGGUGGUGAGGAAAGCUCUGACUGUGAUUGGCUUCAACGAGGACGAGGUGGAGGAGCUGCUAAACAUAAUCGCCAGCGUCCUCCACCUGGGCAACAUCCAGUACGGCGGGGAGGAUGGCAGCGCCUGCAUCACCUCGGACACGCAGAUAAAGUACCUGUCCAGGUUGUUAGGAGUGAACGGGGCGGUGCUGACCGAGGCUCUCACACACAAAAAGAUCAUCGCCAAAGGAGAGGAGCUGAUGAGCCCACUGAACCUGGAGCAGGCGUCCUCUGCUCGGGAUGCUUUGUCCAAGGCGGUUUACGGACGCACCUUUACCUGGCUGGUCAACAAGAUCAACGCCUCUCUCACAUAUACGUGGGAGCCAGUCCAGUACUUCAACAACAAGAUCAUCUGCGACCUGGUGGAGGAGAAGUUCAAAGGGAUUAUUUCCAUCCUGGACGAGGAGUGUCUGAGGCCCGGAGACGCCAGUGACCUCACCUUCCUGGAGAAGCUGGAGGACACUGUGGGAGGACACGCACACUUUGUCACUCACAAGCUGGCUGAUGCAAAGACCAGGAAGGUAAUGGGCCGGGAGGAAUUCCGCCUGCUGCACUACGCUGGAGAGGUCAACUACAAUGUGAACGGAUUUUUGGACAAAAACAACGACCUACUCUUCAGAAACCUGAAAGAGAAUGUGCUGUGUGCGCACCUGCAGGUCAUGUGCAUGUCGGAGAACAAGAUCUUGACGCAGUGCUUCGACAGGGAGGAGCUGAGUGACAAGAAGCGGCCCGAGACGGCAGCCACCCAGUUCAAGGCCAGCCUGGCGAAACUCAUGGAGAUCCUCAUGUCCAAGGAGCCGUCCUACGUCCGCUGCAUCAAGCCCAAUGACUCCAAGCAAGCGGGUCGGUUUGACGAGGUGCUGAUCCGUCACCAGGUCAAGUAUCUGGGGCUGAUGGAGAACCUGAGGGUGAGGAGGGCCGGCUUUGCCUACAGACGGCGCUACGAGGUCUUCCUACAGAGGUACAAGUCGCUGUGUCCGGACACGUGGCCCAACUGGCAGGGGAAGCUGGUGGACGGAGUGUCCACCCUGGUCAAACACCUGGGAUACAAGCCCGAGGAGUACAAACUGGGCAGGUCCAAAAUCUUCAUCCGCUUCCCGAAGACCUUGUUUUCCACCGAGGACGCGCUGGAAACCCGGAAACACGGGCUGGCUACCAAGCUGCAGUCCGGAUGGAAAGGCUACACCCAGAAGACCAAGUAUCGGAAGCUCCGAGCCUCAGGUGAGGACUCCCCGGUCUCUCCGGGCCUGGCCCACGACGGGCCGCCUGGAGCAGAGCGCUACAGCCGUUUCUCUCUCUGUGUCUGGUUCAUCAAAGGCUUCAUCUACCGCCACAAGGAGCGCUGUCCGGAGAACGAGUACUUCCUGGAUUACGUGCGCUACUCCUUCCUCAUGAAGCUGCGCAGGAACCUGCCCAAAAACGUCCUGGACAAGAGCUGGCCAACCCCCCCAGCUGCUCUCGCUGAGAACAUGGUGUGGAGCUACUGCAAGAAGAUCACCCCCGAGUGGAAACACCAGAUGGAGCAGAAGAUGAUCGCCAGCGAGAUCUUCAAAGACAAGAAGGACAACUACCCUCAGAGCGUGCCCAAACUGUUUGUGAGCACGCGGCUCAAUGGAGAGGACAUCAACCCCAAGGCGCUGCAGGCUCUGGGCAGCGACAAGAUGAAGUACGCAGUGCCGGUCACCAAGUACGACAGGAAGGGCUACAAGGCCCGCUCCCGGCAGCUGCUGCUGACCGCCAGCACCGCCAUCAUCGGCGACGUGGUCCUGCAGAGCGAGCACGUGAUCGAGACGCUGACCAAGAUCGCCAUCUGCUCCGACAAGAUCAACAGCAUCAACAUCAACCAGGGCAGCAUAAAGUUUGCGGCCGGCCAUGGGAAGGAGGGGACCAUAGACUUCACGCCCGGGUCAGAGCUGCUGGUGGCCAAGGCUAAGAACGGACACCUGUCUGUGGACAAAUGGGUUGACGUCCCUCUUUUGUCCGGUCGUCUGUCCUGCUGUCAGAUCCGAUGA
Molecule: messenger RNA, 2925 nt
Organism: Menidia menidia (Atlantic silverside)
Lineage: Eukaryota; Metazoa; Chordata; Actinopteri; Atheriniformes; Atherinopsidae
Source: the annotation of a GenBank genome assembly